CGCGGAGGCCGGGGAGGGCCGAUGGAGAAGGGGAGGGCGCAUGCGCGCGGCUGAGGGGCGAUGGAGGCGUCGGGACGUCAGCGGUCUGAGGCAGGAGAAGGAGGCGAAGAAGAAGAAGAAGAAGGAGGAGGAGGAGAAGGAGAAGGAGGCCGCCCCGAGCGGGAUGCGGAUGCGGACGGGGAGGCCGGAGGCUUCCGCGGCUGCGACAGCGGCCACGUGUCCCAGAGCGCCAGCGGCCUGUGGUUGGAGGAGGACGGCUCCGCCUGGGCCUCGCCCGCCUCCCGGCAUCCUCUGCUCCUCCGCCGAGCGGCGCGAGCCUUCGCCGCCUCCCUAUUGGCUGACGCCGCCCGCACCCCGGAGGUGCAGAGCUUAGACAAGAGCCUGGAGGACCUGCUGACCAGAGUGGACGAGUUCGUGGGGUUGCUGGAUAUGGUUCGCAGCGACUCGUCCCAGGUGGUCGACGAGAGCGUGCCCGCCAUUCACGCCAAGGCCACCGAAAUGAGGCACAUCUAUCGGAAGAUCGACCAGCUGGAGGCCUUCGUGAGGACCAUGGGCAGUAACGUGGCGGGGAUGGAGGAGCGAGUGGCCGAGGCGGAGUCCGGCCACGGCGCCUUCAGAAAGCUCCUGCACCACCUCGGCGUGCCGGCCUUCCUCUCGAAGGCGUCUUCCGCGAAGCCCCGGCCCGACCUCUACGAGCCUCCCGCCCUCUUCAGGACCGAAGACUAUUUCCCUCGCGGCGACCGAGGACCCCCUACCUGACGGGCGCGGGGGGGGGACCUCCGUCUCCCCGUUGUCCGGAAAUGCCCCGGCCGGGCCCCGGCCGCCGACUCUCAGGAGACAGCGGGACCUUUUUUUGGGCGGUUCUUUUCGGGGGAGGGACGGGCCGAGAGGGAAGGGGGACGGUCCUCGCCGGCGUCUUCCCAAAGACGUAAGCCGCAAAGCCUCAGAGCAGGGCCCCGUUUCCUCUGAAACGGGCAGUUCCGGAGCUCGACCCAAACCGCCGCUUCAGUCCCGCGUCCGAAACGGGCAACGGCCCCGCUUGCGCCUUGGGAGAAGCCCCCCCGCUUAAGCGUACGAAGGUUGAACCGUUACUUAGCGAUGACCCGGAGGGUCGGGGAGGGCUCGGCCCUCUACCGCCGAUUCUUUCAGAAGGCCCGGACCUCCGGGCUCCGCUAGCCGGUGGGAGGACUUCAGCGGACUACGCGAGACCUCCACCGGGGGAAUCCUCGCGGCCUCGGGUGCGAAAACCGGACGGGCCUCGGGGAGGACCGGCGGGAGCGCUGCCUGUCGGCUCGCCGGCGUCGUCGCAAUUAAAAUUUAAGGAUCGCGUU
Molecule: messenger RNA, 1331 nt
Organism: Ornithorhynchus anatinus (platypus)
Lineage: Eukaryota; Metazoa; Chordata; Mammalia; Monotremata; Ornithorhynchidae
Gene: BLOC1S4
Product: biogenesis of lysosomal organelles complex 1 subunit 4
Exons: 5
Coding region: 61-759 (232 amino acids)
Cellular component (GO): BLOC-1 complex
Source: RefSeq, a predicted model, not a curated record